AUGCGAUAUUACUAUACCUCGGUGCUAAGUCAAGAGAUACUUUGGAAUACUAGUAUCAAUUCUCGCUGCUCAAAACAACUUACUUACAAUAUUUUUGGACUGUCUUGUUCAUCGACCUCGAUUAUUCUACCGUGUCUGCUCUGUUGUUGCUUUUUUUGCCAUCGUCGAACAAGGUAUUUUUUUUGGACCUAUGAUAUUCGUGUUCCCACAUGUGUGGGCAUUUGUUGUAUUCUGGUUUCACAACUUUCAUUGGAAGAUGAAGCGAAAAUCUCUCUGUCUUCGCUCAGAAGUCCACCUGGCAGGUAAUUGGCCGCAAGCGAGCCGACGUCCACUCGGAGGACUCGUUUUUGGUCAACAGCAUUCCUACCCAAAUUUUUACAAAGAAUGUAGAUUUUUUAAAGGGGGCCGAAGCAGACGGAGAUGUUGACGGCAAAUUUUUUGGUCGUGACGUGCUGUUGCGUUCAUGGUACGUACGGUGGGGGCUUCGAAUCUCCAAUAAGACAAUGCGGAGGUGGUGUGUGAAAUGCAAAUGCUUUUUUUUCCUAGAAAUAAAUGCGAAUGCCUAUGCCAUUUAGGAAAUACGACGAAUCACGCCGCAAGAAGAAGGACAAGCUUUCAGACAAAGCCAGAAAUAGCGUAAACAGAACUUUGCAAGACCUGUUUCGCUUCACUAGCACUACAAAAAUUGAUUUCAUUGCUUCUACGACCACGACACUCACACAACUGCGCACACCCCUAUUGAGAUGCUCCGAUCGUAGAAAAAAAUCACCAACGAGCUGCGCGAGCAGCAGCAGGGCCGAGUUGGUAACAACUUACUACCAAGAUCGGUGAGCAAAGUUAGAAGUCGAGGACAAAACAUUUAUUUCAGAUAGUUGUGCUAGUACCAACAAGAACAUACAACAACUACUGCGAAAAAUAUCUUCUUGCAAGAAAUCAAGAACUUCUACACCAAAUCGAAGACCCGUUUUGUUUUGGCUUUUUUGUUUUCCGCACCAUCCAUGGACGAUUGAUAGCCUUUUCAUUCUUUCUAUGCUAUUCCUUUUUUGGUUUCUGCGAAAAAUAAAAAGCUGCCCAUUAUCCAUUAAUCGGACUGAAUUCGAUGUCGGCUUGAAGGGUAGCGGAGGGCAGCGAGCGGUUUAUGGAAGUUGUAAAUACGGCGAAAAUAAAUGAAAAAACGCUACAAAUUUUACACACACGGCAGCUGCAACCCUUUCUAGAUUCCCGAGUGAAGCCGAUCCGAUCAUUUGUCAUUCGUUUAUUGAUGUUGUCUCGGUAUUCAGAUGGGCCGAACUAGCUCCCUAUCCUAGAAGGGGUCCCCUACAACGACAAUUACGGGCAGAGACUUACUACAUUUUCCAAACUCAAAAACGUGAAAAAAACAAAAAAAAGCAAGAAAAUUCAUAAAAACAAAGCUAAAGCAACGCGGCUAGAAAUAGAAGUGCUGCGCAUCGUGGUCCAACGCCCUAGGUAGUUGUUGCACGGGCUACAGCACACGACCCUUCCAACGUCGUGCCUG
Amoebophrya sp. A120 is the source of this 1516-nucleotide messenger RNA. The record is from the annotation of a GenBank genome assembly. NCBI's taxonomy places the organism in Eukaryota, Dinophyceae, Syndiniales, Amoebophryaceae.